Molecule: messenger RNA, 1414 nt
Organism: Hippocampus comes (tiger tail seahorse)
Lineage: Eukaryota; Metazoa; Chordata; Actinopteri; Syngnathiformes; Syngnathidae
Product: ubiquitin protein ligase E3 component n-recognin 7
Exons: 13
Coding region: 155-1336 (393 amino acids)
Cellular component (GO): cytoplasm
Molecular function (GO): ubiquitin protein ligase activity; zinc ion binding
Source: RefSeq, a predicted model, not a curated record
GGAUUUAUUGGCAAAUCGCUACCGUGACGUAUUUUCCGCCACGUGGUAUUGCCUCCAAACUCCCGCCCGGAACUACAACUUUGUUUUUGCGGCAGCUGCAGCACCGCGAGCAAACAAAUACACUCGUUUUAGCCUCGGCAUUUUCUCCUCGGUCAUGGCAGGGACAGACACAGCGGACUCGCACCUUGACGACUUCUUUGAAAACGAGGAGGAACUGGAGCAUGCUUUGUGCGUACUGGCAGGAAGUGACUCCGAAAACUGUUCUUAUCCCCGUGGCUAUGUGAAGAGGCAGGCGGUGUUUGCAUGCAACACGUGCACGCCCAAUGCAUCACAGCCUGCUGGCAUUUGCCUGGCGUGUGUCAACAAAUGUCAUGAUGGGCAUGACAUCUUCGAAUUGUACACUAAAAGAAAUUUUCGAUGUGAUUGUGGAAAUGGCAAAUUUGGGGAUUUCCAGUGUCAGCUCAUUCCGAUCAAAGAUGAGGAAAACGCAAAAAACCUUUACAAUCACAACUUCUUCGGCCGCUACUGCUCGUGCGACCGGCCAUUUCCUGACCAGGAGGAUAAGGUCAAUGAUGAGAUGAUUCAGUGUGUCAUCUGUGAGGAUUGGUUUCAUACCAGGCAUUUGCAGUGCGAAGUGGCGGAGAUGGAUGAGAUGGUAUGCGAGGACUGCAUGAACAAGGCUCCUUUUCUGUGGACAUACGCUGCUCACCAUUCAGCCGAGAUGCAGGAGGGUGAAAAUGGGAACGUAGAGGAAGUAGAAGAAAAUGAAGACAUUUUGGAGUCGAGUGAAAUUAGCCAUGAAGAACCUUCCACCAGUCUUGAGCAGAAGGAAAAGGAGCAGGAGGGAACGCCGACCAGGAGCUUUCCCUGUAAGCGGAGCUACGAUGACAUGACAGACUGCCCCAACGAGAUCAAAACGGUGGCUUGCAAGCUGAAGUAUUUUCAGACGCUGCAUGUGUCGACGCCUCAAAAGGGGGCGGUGUUCUGGCCUUCCAAGUGGCGCGCUCUGCUGUGCACCUGCACGAGCUGCAAGAGGGCUUAUGUAGCCUCACAUGUUCACUUCCUCAUGGACCUUUCUGAUUCGGUUCUGGCCUACGAGAGACGAGGCCUGAAUGAGCCGUUUGGGAAGCACCCGCUGAUGACGCUGACCAGUUCAAUGAACCGAGUCCAGCAGCUCGAGUUCAUUUAUGGUUGUAAUGAGAUGGCGACUGCAAUAACUGCAUUAUUUGACAAAUGUGCAGCAGAAAAAAAGGUAGUCACCACGGAAGCAGUGUAUGAGCUUUUCGAGGAGCUGCAGGCCAAAAAACAGCGCAGGACCAACACGGGCUACGAGUGACUGAAGCCGGGCCAUGCCGCAGUCCUGCGGUGGCGCUAAUGAAAACUGUGAAUGUGUUUCUUUUUCCCUUUGUUGGGG